CCUACCCAGAAGCUGGAAGGAAUCCAGAAGACACGGACAAACCCACAGCUCUCCCUUGAGAGAGAGCUGUGCCCUUUCAUUUCUCAGGUCUACUGAAGCCAGAGAAGAUUAAUUGAGGGAUUGCUUGCCUCCGAGGCGUUUCACUUAAGCAGGCUCGGUCCUGGAUCAGCAAUGUUCCAGGCUGUCAGGAGAAACACACACUUGGGCAUCUCCUGUGUGAAAUCCCCAUAACCACAGCUUCUGACUGAGGGCUUUGUAAACCCUCUCCACCCUCGGGGGCCAAAGAAAUCUGGUAGCAAACAGCCCUGGUUGCCUGUCCCUCGCCAUGUCUUCCCACAAGACUUUCAGGAUCAAGCGAUUCCUGGACAAGAAACAAAAGCAGAAUCAUCCUGUUCCCCACUGGAUUUGGAUGAAAACUGGUAAUAAAAUCAGGUACAACUCUGAGAGGAAGCAUUGAAGAAGGACCAGGCUGGGUCAAUAAGGGAUCGCACACAAGAUGGCACACAAGGUUAUGCUGUAUGAAGGUCACGUGUUCCUAUCCUAUUACUCUGUAAACAUCACAACUGCCUGAACAAUGGAUAUGUUUUAUCAGGAAAAUGAUUUUUCUCUGCUACUGUGCUUCUGCACCAGUGUGUUCGUUCAGUAAUAAAUGAGACAUUUGUUGGG
Messenger RNA from Neofelis nebulosa (Clouded leopard), 666 nucleotides. RefSeq names its product large ribosomal subunit protein eL39-like. Bases 326 to 457 code for a protein of 43 amino acids. The record is from RefSeq and is a predicted model, not a curated record. The transcript has 2 exons. Gene Ontology annotation, biological process: translation. Lineage: Eukaryota; Metazoa; Chordata; Mammalia; Carnivora; Felidae. Gene Ontology annotation, cellular component: cytosolic large ribosomal subunit; ribosome. Gene Ontology annotation, molecular function: structural constituent of ribosome.